This is a messenger RNA of Linnemannia hyalina, 1251 nucleotides long. NCBI's taxonomy places the organism in Eukaryota, Fungi, Mortierellomycota, Mortierellomycetes, Mortierellales, Mortierellaceae. The record is from the annotation of a GenBank genome assembly.
AUGUACAAGCACUUGUCAGCACCCACUCUCCCGGAAGCCUCACAGACUGUCGCCAGGGCAGAGCAAAUAGGCGACUACGAACUUGGCGACACCCUCGGCGUCGGUGCCUACGCCGUUGUCCGUCUUGCAACACACAGAAAGACAGCGGUCAAGGCGGCAGUCAAGAUCAUACCCAAGGACUCGGAAACAGGACUCGCCAAAUCCAUCCAAAAGGAGCUUACCAUUCAUCGUGGACUGCAGCACCGCAACAUCUCAAAGUUCCUCGAGUCCAAGGAGGAACCUGAGUGCAUCUACAUCUUUGUCGAGUAUGCCGCCGCAGGAGAGUUGUUCGACAAGAUCGGUAAUAACCACCUCCGCUUACUCACGCUCAUGGAUGCGGAGGGAUCAGUCCUGGAGGAAGAGUACAGUGGCGAUGCGGUAGAUAUCUGGUCUUGUGGCAUUAUCCUCUACGUGAUGAUGAUCGGAAACACGCCAUGGGAGCUGCCAUCGGCUGACAGUGACGAAUUCCGGUCGUAUCAAGAAAGUCGUGAGAACCCUAAACAUGAACCUUGGAAUAGACUGCAGGGACCUGUGCGUAAAUUGCUCCUAGGCAUGCUUCGGAUAAACCCCACCAAACGAUAUAGUGUCAAACAUAUCCUGAAGGACGAGUGGUACAACAGACCAAAUGCCCUAUUGACGGAUGGCCUUGUCAAUGAUCCGGUUCAGCUGGCUAGUUUGCUUAUGGAGAACGUCAACGACGCCUCGAAUUGCUCACCAGUUCAGAGCAUGGCGUUUGAUGUGCGGAACUAUGCAUCGUCUCAACCGGCCCGGAACAACGAACGAGCCUCAGACAGUUCUCUGGGCGCGCGAAUUGCCAUCUCAUGGCAAGAUGAAGCGUUGGAGUUGUCGCAACCUGCAACACAAUUCACGGAGGCGACCUUUUUGGAGGUCUUUUCGUCUGAACGCUUGACCCGCUUCUUCUCACAGUCGGAUCCGGACUUUAUCGUCGACUCUUUGGCUGAUGCUAUGGUCAGCAACCUUGUCGCCCAUACCGUCCAUGCCAAUCUCCAGAAGAUCGCCAUUUCAACGACGGAUCAGAGAAGAUGUUUCCUGACAGGAGAUGUCAAGGUGGUCCCAUAUGGCACUGACAGCCAGCUGGUCAUGUUUGUCAAGAGCCGAGGUGAUCCUUUGGAAUGGAAGCGAAUGUUCAAGGCACUGGUGUCGACCCUCCUGGACGCCGAAAACCCGAUUCAUCUGCAGAUGAACCCCUAA